Hyalella azteca is the source of this 2444-nucleotide messenger RNA. RefSeq names its product neither inactivation nor afterpotential protein C. Gene Ontology annotation, molecular function: protein kinase activity; ATP binding; cytoskeletal motor activity. The annotation marks the transcript as partial. Gene Ontology annotation, cellular component: myosin complex. NCBI's taxonomy places the organism in Eukaryota, Metazoa, Arthropoda, Malacostraca, Amphipoda, Hyalellidae. Gene Ontology annotation, biological process: protein phosphorylation. The transcript has 20 exons. The record is from RefSeq and is a predicted model, not a curated record.
UCGCCGGAAUGGAGUACGACGGCUUGAGCGACGUGCUCGAGCUGAGCGCCCUGCCAGACCCUGCCGAGAAGUUCAUGCUGGAGGGUCUGCUAGCUGAGGGCGCCUAUGGGGCGGUCUACGAGGCCACGGACCGCUGGAAGUGUGGUGUAGGAGAGCUGAGCAGACGUUGCCAGCGUCGCUGCCAGAAGCUGCCAGAAGACGUGAUAGCCUACGUCCUGGCCGCCGCUGUCAAGGGCCUGUGCUACAUGUACAGCAAGCACAGCGUUCACCGGGACGUUAAGUGUGAUAAUCUCCUCAUCACCGAGACCGGGGUCAUAAAAAUCUGUGAUUUCGGCCAGGUGGGUUACCUAGACAGCACCCUCUCCCGCCGCAGCACUUGCGUGGGCUCUGUGUGCUGGGUGGCGCCUGAGGUCAUCGCCUGCAGGAGCGACAAGCCCUACGACUACGACCUCCGCUGUGAUGUCUGGAGUCUUGGCAUCACGGCACUGGAGAUGUGCGAGGGCACGCCGCCCCUCGCGUCCCUGCCCUCUGUACGCGCCCUCUUCCACAUCGCCCACAACCCUCCUCCCUCACACCGGCGACCUCUCGACUGGUCCUCGAAUUUUAGGGACUUUGUGGCCGAAUGUCUGGUGAAAAACCCCGACCACCGUCCCCACAUGGAGGAGUUACUGGAGCACCCCUUCCUGUCCCCAGCUGUUGGGGAAGAUGACACUCCUAUGAAGUCGCGGCUCGUGGAGAUCUGCGUGCUGGGGGCGAGUGGCCCCGACAGAGCCACGCCCUGUGGUCCCACGCACGCACCUCAGGCCAUCACACGUCGGGGCUUCAUCAAGCGAGAGCGCGACGGCCGCAGCGAACAGCUCAUCGUCGAGGAUCUCGCGGCGCUCGACGAGUACAACGAGCGCAUUGUGGUAGAGGCGCUGGAGGAGCGGUGGCAGAGAGGACAGCUGUACACGUGGCUCGCCGACGUCCUGAUCGCCGUUAACACCAACGCCGUCAAACACGCCUACGAUGAACCGACUCACAAGCAGUUCCUGCGUCGCGCUCGCUGCGACAACGCGCCGCACAUCUUCGCCGUGGCUGACAAAGCUCAUCAGGACCUCAUGCACCACAGGCAAAAUCAAACCAUUCUUCUGACGGGAGAGUCUGGCGCCGGCAAGUCCUUCUCGUUCCUGAAAGUCAUCGAGCAUCUGUGCUACAUCGGGGCGCAACAUCAAGAAACGCUCGCUAAGAAGAUUUAUGGCGUAGUGACUAUUCUGGACGCCAUGGGCAACGCCACAACUGAGCUCAACGCCAGCGCCACGCGCCACACGCGCCACUUUGACUUGCUCUUCAGCAGCUCCGGCAAGCUCUGUGGCUUACAUGUGGCACUCAGCUGCCUGGACAAACUGCGCCUCACUAAUGUGCCCAGCGGAGGCGGCAACUUGCACCUGCUGUACUACCUGUACGACGGCCUGGCGCUCAGCUCCCGUCUGCCGCAGUUCGGGCUGAGCGUAGGGCGGCGCUACGCCCUCCUGCCCACGCAUCACUGCGACAACGAAGUCCAGAACGCCCACAAACUCGCCCAGAUGGAGGAAGCCCUGCUUCUCAUCGGUUUCUCUAAGGAUGAAAUUACGACCGCUUACCACAUCCUGGCCGCCAUCCUGCACCUCGGCAACGUCCGCUUCGGAGACUCACAAGUGGCCACGGUGGAGGACCAAGCCCCGGUUGUAGAAGCUGCUCGCCAGCUCGGGGUGGACCACCGUAAGCUGUCAUGGGCGCUGUGCCAGAGCUGUCGGGUCUCUCCUACUGGCGAUGUCAGCCCCAGUGCGCAUUCAGGCGCGCGGGCGUCGGCGGCGCGCGACGCGCUGGUGCAGGCGCUGUACGCGCGGCUCGUCGACACCGUCGUGGAGCUCAUCAACGCCAAGAUGGCGCCUAAACCUGCCUACAGGAAAGGGCCCCGUCUGGCAGUAAGUGUGAUGGACAUGGCAGGUUUUGAAGCUACUGAACACAACGGACUAGAACAACUGCUUGUGAAUGUUCUCAAUGAACAAAUGCAGUUCUACUACAACCAAGUCGUGUUCUCCUGGGAGAUGAACGACUACGAGAGCGAAGGCGUAGCGGGCACGCAGAGCUUCAGCUUCCCUGACAACCGCCACCUGCUGGAGGUGUUCCUCGCCAAGCGCGUGGGGCUGCUGGACCUGCUCGACGACUGCACCAAGCACGCGUCUGGGGAAACGUCGCUCCAGGAUAAGCUCGGCAGUCGCGCGGACGGUCGUCUCAUCACGCGGCUCUCUAACACAGAGUUCGCCGUGGCGCACUACGUGGGCCGCGUCAAGUACCACAUCGCGGACAUGGUGCACCGCAACACGGACCACAUCACCACCGAGCUCGUACACACGCUGAGAGGAUCAUCGCUGCCGCUGGUGGCAGCAAUGUUCUCAGCACAGCUCACGCGGUCAGGGCAG